Molecule: messenger RNA, 732 nt
Organism: Metarhizium robertsii ARSEF 23
Lineage: Eukaryota; Fungi; Ascomycota; Sordariomycetes; Hypocreales; Clavicipitaceae
Exons: 1
Coding region: 1-732 (243 amino acids)
Source: RefSeq, a predicted model, not a curated record
AUGGGCGGUGGUAUCAGCCCUCACACGACCUUGCCCACCUCGGCUGCCAUCCAGACCACCAUGGAGCAUGAGAUGGCGGGCAUUGAGCCUUAUUACACGGAGGGAACCGGGCUUAGUCAAGGUUAUUACGUGAGACUAGCGCUUCUACGGAUGGCUGAGUUUUCCAAGAGAGCUCUUUAUUCAUUGGUGUUGAGGACGACAAAGAAUCGUGCUUUUGAUAUCAUCGAGAAGUUAAAAUGGACUUGUUCGAGAACAAAUUCGGGCGAUGCAAGGACAGAGGGAAGGCUGUUGCCAAAGGCUGAUGUUGACGAAGGGUCCGAGAAGCUGAAGGCGUACACGAAAGGAGUUUCUGACUGCGAGAAAAGGAAGUCCAAGUUUGAAACUGUCUCCAAGGACAAGUUCUGUUGCUCGAGUUCAAGAGCGCCUUUGAUGACGCAAUGCAUGUACAUCCCUUGGCGAUCCAACGUGGGUCUUGAUCACAACACACAACUUGGCAGCACAUUGAGGUCUGAAACACAAGGAGCCACAAGUCACUUGAUCAGGAACUUUUCCAAGACUUUAACACGCCAGAAGAAAGAGAAGAGAUGGGGAGAGAGCGCCUCUGCGGCAUUUCACUCUCGACUCCCCCAGGCAAAUGCUUCGUAUAAGUCAAUGGCGAACCCAAACGCUGCCUUCGGUGGAGCCGGGAAUAAUCAGCACGAACCAUUCCAACAACAGCUCUGUCUCGUAUAA